Panicum hallii is the source of this 952-nucleotide messenger RNA. RefSeq lists its product as uncharacterized. The record is from RefSeq and is a predicted model, not a curated record. The transcript has a single exon. Bases 250 to 780 code for a protein of 176 amino acids. Lineage: Eukaryota; Viridiplantae; Streptophyta; Magnoliopsida; Poales; Poaceae.
CUCAUCCAGCCCAGUCCACGGCGUCUAUAUAUACACACAUCCAUCCACGGCUCCACGCAGCCUCUUGGACACACAGCACAUACACCAACCACCACCGCCUCCUCCUCCCUCUCUCCAAGAACACCCGAGGUGACGUCCGCCUCCGCCCAACUAUCCUUACUCCGAUCAGGUGGGUUACAAUCGAAUGCAUGUGCUCUUGUGUGAUGUUCUUUGCAUGCAUGCCCGAGAAUCGGAAGGUUUUUGGCUAUCAUGGCGAUUCCUGGAGCUGAGAGCCUGAAAAUUGAAAUGUGGGUGCAUGUGCCGUUAGCGCCGCGCAUGGAUCGGCGGGGGGACAGGAAGCGCGCGCGGGAGGGGGAGCAGGAGGCGCCGGCGCCGGGGAGGACGAAGGGGCUGCAGGCGGAGGACGCGGCGGUGGUGGCCUUGUUCGAGGAGGCGGCCGCCGCCGCGGCGGCGCUCACGCUGGCGGACGGCGGUGAGGGCGCGUGGCAGCGCCCCGCGGGGGUGUUCGAUCUCCCGUGGCAGAAGUGCGGCGGCGGGCUCGGCGACGGGGCCGCGUCCGCCGUGGGCGGCGGCCCCGGGUGGGAGCUCCGCGACGUGUUCUACCGGUCGCUCGUGGACGGGGGCGCGGCGGCGAUCGGGGUGCCCGGCGACCGCCUCUCCCCGCCGCCCAGCAAGCAGGCGCUCUUCGACGACGUGGACGCGUGGCUCGCCGCGGCCGGCGACGGCGAGGUGGACCCGCUCUGGCGCUCCGUGCUCGAGGGGCCCAGGCCCGCCGCGUGACGGGCAACGUGCCGAGUCGCCAGGUGCCGCGGGCCCCACCUGGCGGUGAGGGACAGGGAGGGAUGCUAGAAGCGAUAGAUGGCGACGCGGAUACAGUUGAACGAGAAAGCAAUAGUUUUUGUUGUUUCCUCGCUUUCUGUGAUACAAUUUCGAAUUUAGAAUUUUAGUUUUC